Molecule: messenger RNA, 1870 nt
Organism: Talaromyces proteolyticus
Lineage: Eukaryota; Fungi; Ascomycota; Eurotiomycetes; Eurotiales; Trichocomaceae
Product: putative allantoin permease
Exons: 4
Coding region: 86-1789 (567 amino acids)
Biological process (GO): nucleobase transport; transmembrane transport
Cellular component (GO): plasma membrane
Molecular function (GO): nucleobase transmembrane transporter activity
Source: RefSeq, a predicted model, not a curated record
CUAAUACUGGCCUAUGUUACAUAUAUAGGAUGCUGCGAACUGUUGGGUGUGGGCCAUUUCCUGGCAUAUCCAAUCGACCCAAUAAAUGAACAUGGAGGCGAAUGUAGUUAGGAGGCGCUUUGCCUCUGCCAAACAGCAACAUAUACGAGAGAAGAUCCAAAAAUACACCACAUUGGACGGCUGGGUCCUCGAGCGCCAACAAACGAGCUUUGCAGAUGACGGUACCUGGUCUAACAUCGAUUCUGAUGUUACGCCACUGGAGAGACGAACAUGGACGUCGUUCACCAUCUUAGGAUUUUGGGGCAGCGAUGCCUUGAAUGCUCAAGCUUGGGAAGGUGCUAGUUCUAUAAUCCAGGCUGGUUUGACGUGGAGAGAGAGCAUUUAUCUAACUCUGACUGGGGCAAUGGUUGAUACAAUUCCAUUAAUACUCAACGGUCAUAUUGGUGCGACGUUUCACAUUCCCUUCCCGGUUGCUAUACGAUCCUCCUUCGGAUUUUACUUCUCUCGCUUUGCGGUAGUCACUCGACUGAUAACUGCUCUCUUCUGGCACGCAAUCCAGACAUGGACAGGAAGUACCGCCAUGUUUCAAAUCAUUCGUUCCAUAUGGCCGUCAUUCCUGGAUAUGCCAAACCACUUGCCAGAAAGCGCAGGCAUUACGACAAACCAGAUGGUUGCCCAUUUUGUGUUCUGGUCUGUGCAAUUCCCGAUAUUGCUCAUUGCACCACACAAACUUAAAUGGUUUUUUGUAUUCAAGAUAUUUAUCGUCCUCACGGUAAGUGUGGCUGUGGUGAUUGCCACGACAAAGCAAGCCGGUGGAGUAGGCGAUAUUUGGAACCAACCUUACCAAUCGAGUGGCUCGACAAGAUCAUGGCUUAUUAUGAACAGCUUUUCGAGCAUGUGUGGUAGCUGGGCAACAAUGGCUACUAAUAUUCCGGAUUUCACUCGAUACAUGAAGCGGCCUCGUGGAAUAUAUUGGCAGGCAUUGUGGCUGCCUAUGAUCAACGUCUUGAUGGCAACAUUCGGCAUGAUCGCCACUAGCUGCUCAAAGAUUUUGUACGGCGAAUACCUCUGGAGUCCACUCGACCUUGCCGCGGAGUGGAAUGGUCCAUGGGGCCGAUGUGGCGCUUUCUGGGUCGGAUUUGCUUGGGUUGUUGGGCAAAUCGGAACCAACCUGUCCGCCAAUGUCAUAUCAUGCUCCAACGACAUGACAAACCUCUGCCCAAAGUACAUUAACAUCCGCCGAGGAGUAAUAAUAACGACCGUAACGGCAGGAUGGAUCAUGGUGCCUUGGAAAAUUGUAGCCUCAGCCAGCUCAUUGCUGACAUUCAUGUCAGGGCUAUCAACAUUCCUUGCCCCAAUUGCAGCCAUCCUGGCAGCAGACUACUGGAUCGUAAAAAGACGACGCUUUGACGUGCCUGCCUUGUACCGUCGCUACGGCCGAUAUCGUUAUAUUGCAGGCAUCAACUGGCGAGCCGCCGUGUCCUUUCUCGUAUCAGUAACUCCAAAUAUGCCAGGUCUAGCGAAUGCAGUCAAUCCCUCGAUCCAACUAAGCGCCGGAAUUCGGCAUAUCUGGGAGAUGAACUACCUCUGGGGGUUCAGCAGCGCUUUCUUCCUUUAUUGUGUUCUGAGUCAUUUCUUCCCGGCCAAGGAAACUUUGGUGAAGGAAGCCAUACACGGCGAUAUGCCAACAUACGAAGGUACCGCUACUGAAGUGGCUGGAACGGAGACUGCUUCUGAAUCGACCGAUCGCAAAGAGCCAUAUGAUGUCGUGGGAUUCUAUCAACCGUGAGGGGCAGGACUUACUGGGUAAUUUCGGGAUAAUCUUAGUUCCUAGGAAUGAGCCGUUUGAUAUUUUACCUCUAUUAGUUCA